CAUCGGCGACCCGGCAGUCGCACCGACCAGCCACCGCGCCUCCACCGGCAGCCGCCGCGCAAGCUCUUCCACCGCCGAACAUCACCGAGAAUUUUAGAAGCAUGGUGCCGGCUCUUGAUCUUCCCGAGGAAGAAGCUAGAAGAGUUAUAGAAACCAUUGCAUCCUCUGGGACAUUCUGGAUUGAAUGGGAUCAAGUGAAGACUAUUCUAUCUGUUAAACUGAAGCAGGUCCUGUCAGAUUAUCCAGAAGCAAAGAUGACCACUGAACAGCAAAGUGCUUCUUUGGGAGAGACCCACCAAGAGUUGGUGAAAAGGUUGGAUGAAGCUCUUCUCAGCUUCGACGAGGGUCCGCCUUUUACCCUUCAAAGGCUAUGCGAGAUACUUCUGUCUGCACGGAGCAUAUAUCCAAAACUCUCAAAGCUUGCUUUAGCACUGGAAAAGAUUCUGUUGGUCACAUCUAUGUUCACAAGCUGUUCCAACCAGCAAAUGAUGAUACAGGACUCUGAUAACCCGGAGAAAGCCAGUGAGGAGGAUAAGUUGCAAUCUAAUUUAGAGCAAGAUGGAAUUGAUGUCGUCAUGGGGGACAGAGAUGAAACAAUGGCUGCAAUGGAGGAGGCUGAUGUUGAUGAGGGUAUAUCUGCUGACAUGGAUACCUUCGGAGAAAUAGUCGGUCCGUCAGAAACAAGUUCUUCCCCGCCCAUUAGCUCCUAGUCGAUUUUGCGGUUUCAACCCGCUUCAUUUCUUCUUUCUGCACAGAUAGUGCUGAGGCUUGUCCAAUAUCACGGAUUGGUGAGGGUGGGCUUUGAUUAUGGAUGGCAUCUUUUCUUCCAUGUUGCAGCGAUGAGGGAAACCACGCAGUGCAUUCUAAGACAUUGUAGAUGACACUGCUGAUUUCUAUCUGAAGGACGAUCCCUAUGUUUUAGCUUUACAUCAGUAUCCUUAUGUUUUAGCUUACAUCGGUCGUACUUGUUAUCUUAUCAAAUUUAUGGAUUAUAAUACAUAGGGAAAUGCUCUA
Syzygium oleosum is the source of this 1014-nucleotide messenger RNA. RefSeq lists its product as uncharacterized. Gene Ontology annotation, molecular function: protein phosphatase regulator activity. The coding region runs from base 102 to 710 and encodes 202 amino acids. The record is from RefSeq and is a predicted model, not a curated record. Gene Ontology annotation, cellular component: nucleus; cytoplasm; protein phosphatase 4 complex. The transcript is spliced from 7 exons. NCBI's taxonomy places the organism in Eukaryota, Viridiplantae, Streptophyta, Magnoliopsida, Myrtales, Myrtaceae. Gene Ontology annotation, biological process: protein dephosphorylation.